Stylonychia lemnae is the source of this 1797-nucleotide messenger RNA. The record is from the annotation of a GenBank genome assembly. NCBI's taxonomy places the organism in Eukaryota, Ciliophora, Spirotrichea, Sporadotrichida, Oxytrichidae.
AUGUCUUUCAGUAUAUUCAAUUCAGGCUAUUACCAGUCCAAGGAAACCCUCUCAGUACCCAUAGAUUCUUCUCCGCACAAGGAUAUUCAUGAGAUUUACCCCAAUGAAAAAUCGUUUUUAAGUGAUUUCAACAUCGAGGAAGAGUUGUUUGCUGGCAUGGGAGGAAGUGGUGCUCAUCAGGGCUUCAACGGAAGUGCCUUCGAUAAAAAUAGGCUGAGUGAUGGUCUGCUGCCUAUGUCCAACAGAGGUGGCUAAAUACACCCAGAUGCUAAGUAAAUGAGGCAGCAGUAGCCUUACGCAUAGCAAAUACCUCAUAAAAACAACGAAAUGUUUAACAAAUUAGUGGGCACCAAGCGAAGGAAACUUGCCAAUUCGAAAGAAUAAGAUGAUUAAGAGCUUAAAUUUGAAUACCUUAAUGAUCCAAAGAUGCAAAAUAUGCAAGGAAUCUACUCUUAAUAGCAAUAUAUAUACGAAAACAGGGUAUUUCAACCACAGACAGGCCAUUAAAACUAUAACAAAGGCGAGUAUGAAUCACAAGUCAAUAUUAAUUCAUCCUCGUCUAUGAUGGAUCCUACAUUCUUACCAAACCCAAAGCACUUAGCCAAAAGGCAUAGCUAAGAUGAGAACACCAGAACUGGGGGAUGCACAGGAGGCGCUACUAGCUAUCAAUCCUCUAUUCGCGCUCUUGAGCAUGAUAACUACACUGAUUAAGAUGACAACUAUUAUAUCACUAAUGAGUCAGGUGCGAGCUUGAUAGACACAGAGGAUUUUAAAAAAAUUAAGAAGCGCAUGCAAAAUAAAGAAAGUGCUGUGAGAUCAAGAAUGAAGAAGAAGGCCUACUAUGAUUAAAUGGAGUCACAGUUUAACAACAUUUCUCAAGAAAACAACAAACUCAAGCUUGACAAUGCUGCUCUGAGGGCCGAGAACCAACUGCUUAAAAGAUACCUUAACUAUUUCGAGAUACUUUUUGCAAAGAAGACCACACAACCUUCACCAAUGAAUCCUCUAACAAAUUCUACAAAAGACUCUAUCAGUACUCACGGAGGAUAUACCCCAGCUAUGCACUCAAACCCUUCGUCCAGAUGUGGAGGCUUGAGUGAUGAUGAAAUAUAUAAUGGCAAGCAACAACUUUACCCCUUCAACAUCAGAAAGAGAUAGCAUAUGAACAGAAACUAAGCGUCUCUCUAGGGAGGCCUUAUCUCUUCUCAUCAUGAUGAAGUUUACUCACAAAUGAGUGCUGAUAAUGAAGCUUCAAGAGGUGUAAUAUCCUCUAAAAAGGACAUAAAGAGUGCAAAGGAUGUUAGCUCUGAGGUUAGUUUCGUUUUGGCAAGAAAAGGCAAUGAGUCUACAGGCUCUAGCAGUCCAGGCAAGUUCGGCAUGUUUACUAUUGCUUUGGUAAUGUGCGUUUGCUGCUUCUCCUCCUUCUUCUCAGCAGGUGGUUCAGAUGACUAAAUUGGCUCUACCACCAGAUACAACGGUCUUGGAAGAAAUAUCAUGGGCUUCAACGGUAAUAAAGCUGGGGUCGAUGCAUCAUUAAACAAUAAUCAAGUGGGCAGUGAUGAUAUAGUCAGCUAAAGCCAAAACAACUAGCAGACUGCAAGUGUAGUUGUGCAAUACUCUCUAAUUUGCUGGAGCAAUUUCUUGAAAAUCAUGUUCUUGGUAUUCUUUGCAGUUCUUGUUUUGACCUUUCCACUCGAUGACAUCAAGUAGUGGGCUGCGCGCAAAUCAUGGCUGAGGAAGAUAUUUAGUCUCAAUGAUAUCCCUCUGUAGGCAAGUAAAAACAUUAAAAAUCUAUGA